Apus apus (common swift) is the source of this 1304-nucleotide messenger RNA. It is a transcript of the gene SAXO1, whose product is annotated as stabilizer of axonemal microtubules 1. Bases 16 to 1194 code for a protein of 392 amino acids. The record is from RefSeq and is a predicted model, not a curated record. Gene Ontology annotation, biological process: microtubule anchoring. Gene Ontology annotation, cellular component: axonemal microtubule; cytoskeleton; centriole. NCBI's taxonomy places the organism in Eukaryota, Metazoa, Chordata, Aves, Apodiformes, Apodidae. Gene Ontology annotation, molecular function: microtubule binding. The transcript has 3 exons.
AAGGAGGAUGUAGCCAUGGAAGGCAUCUCGACUACAAAGAGAGAUUACACAGCUCACGAAGUGUUGCCAAGGAAGAUUAAACUACGUGAAAUGUACGUCAAGAGUGAUAAGAUUAUGGAUUUGACCUCCACAUAUAAACAAGAUUAUAAUGCCUACCCUAUCUGUCAAGUACCUCCAUGCCUCCCCUAUGUGACAAGACACAUCCCCAUAGCCAAAAUGGAUACAAGAACCACUUAUGAAGAUGACUAUGUGCUAUGGAAUGAACCAAGGACAGAGAUGAUCAAACCAAACAACACAUUUUGCCCAUCAGAAGAAGCAUUUGACCACAGAACCAUUGCCCAGGAUGACUAUGUCUACAGGGGGCCAGUCACCACUCAGAGCUGCAAACCCAUGAAAAUGGACCAGAAAAGCAAGGAUCCCUUUGAGAAUAUGAGCAGUUAUAGAGCGAAUUAUGUGCCACAUCUUCUGGAGAAACCUUAUGUCCAUAAAUAUGAGGAAUACAAGGCCAACGAGACCCCAUUUGAUGGUCUCACUACCCACAAAGCCUCUUACAAGGGGCUGGCUGGUCAGCCAGCCAAGCUGGCAAAACCACUCCAGCUGAAGUUUCCCCAUGACCUUCCAUUUUCCUCUACAACCGAGUUUCAGGAAAAAUACCAAGCUUGGCCACGGCUUCCUGUUUUCAGAAAAAAACCUGCUGUCUAUCUUCCUCCUCUGGAGAAAAUGGACCUUCAUACCACUACUCAGAUAAAUUACAAGCCCCUAAAUGGCAAGCCAGCCAAGAUAUGUCGAACUUUUGGCAAGAUUAAUAAAAAUACGGAGCCGUUCAACAGCUCUUCUGUAAUGAAGGAAGACUAUAAGCCUUGGCUGUGCAAGAGACAAGAACCUAUUGUUCAUGCUGUGGAACUGACUUUCUCGUCAGAACCGAUGGAUUGCUUGACUACUUUUCAGACCCAUUAUGUGCCUCAUCCACUCACAGUUACAAAGAGCUAUAAACCUGCCUGGUCACGCCCAAAGCAUCACACUCUGCUAGAUGCUAAAACCAUCUACGCUACCAGCUACACACCAAAAGACAUUGUUAAAUGCUUGGGCUCCUACAAAGAUCCACCUGGUUAUGUCUUUGAGGGAACUGAUGCUGAUGGUCACAAGCUCUAUCUCCCUGCUUCCAAGAGUGAGUGCCCACAAGGUGAAAACUGAAGGAAAAAGAGAGUGAAUGCAGCCUUCUUGGAAAUGGAUUCAAAGAUCAGGGCCUCAUUGAGCUACAAAUGACAGCUUGAUUUUGUUUGUAGAUUUCUUUUCAACCAAUU